AAAAAAAAUUUCAUUGUCACAGAGAGAGAGAGAGAGAGAGCGAGCAAGCAAGACUAGGCUAAGAGAGAUUGCAGGAAAUGGAGGGCUCAAUUAUUGGAGAAAAAUAUAAGCUUGGAAAAAUAAUUGGCAGUGGUGCCUUUAGUAAGGUGAGAAUUGCAACAGAUAUCCAUACUACAUGUGAGGUUGCUGUAAAGAUCCUUGUCCAUGAGACGAUGAAGAUAAAGAAAAUGGAAGAAAGAGUGUAUAGAGAAAUCGAAAUAUUGAGAUUGUUGAGCCAUCCUCAUAUAAUUAGACUUUAUGAGGUUAUAGACACCCCAAAAGAGAUCUAUUUUGUGAUGGAGUAUGCAAAGAAAGGAGAUUUACUUGAAUACAUUUCGAAGAUGGGAAAAUUGCAGGAGGAAGAAGCUCGUAAAAUUUUUCAGCAAAUAAUCUCUGGUGUGGAGUAUUGUCAUGAGAAUAAGGUGGUUCAUAGAGACCUUAAGCCUGAUAAUUUGCUUUUGGAUUCUGAACGAAAUGUGAAGAUUACUGAUUUUGGUUUGGGCAAUAUAAUGUCUGAUGGUCAAGGGUUUAAUACAAGAUGUGGAAGUCUGAACUAUGUUGCCCCAGAGGUACUUUCAGAAGGAUUCUAUAAGGGGCCCCACGUAGAUGUUUGGAGUUGCGGCAUCAUCCUAUACAUUCUACUAUGUGGCAAAUUUCCAGCAUUCGAUAAUGCUGGGAUAUCCACUUUUCCAGGUCAUUUAUCACCUACAGCGAGAGACUUGAUAUCAAAGAUGCUUACGGUGAACCCAAUGGAGCGUAUAGAAAUUCCCAUGAUUCGCAAGCACCAGUGGUUUCAGGCACAUCUUCCAUGAUUUUGAGAAAUUGUAUUUCAAUGUUUGAUUAUAGUAAGUGAGAACUAAUAGGAAUGUGAACGAUAUUUAUGAGUUUUAUCUGUGAUUUACAAGUUUCAUUACAAAAUAUUGUAGCAAUGUUUGAAUGUUCUCUUUA
Molecule: messenger RNA, 987 nt
Organism: Quercus robur (English oak)
Lineage: Eukaryota; Viridiplantae; Streptophyta; Magnoliopsida; Fagales; Fagaceae
Product: SNF1-related protein kinase catalytic subunit alpha KIN10-like
Exons: 6
Coding region: 78-851 (257 amino acids)
Biological process (GO): intracellular signal transduction; protein phosphorylation
Cellular component (GO): cytoplasm
Molecular function (GO): ATP binding; protein serine/threonine kinase activity
Source: RefSeq, a predicted model, not a curated record